Messenger RNA from Dimorphilus gyrociliatus, 859 nucleotides. Lineage: Eukaryota; Metazoa; Annelida; Polychaeta; Dinophilidae. The record is from the annotation of a GenBank genome assembly.
UUUCAAUCGAGAAGAAACUAAAAGGUAUUGAAAGAAGAUGUCAAAAAAGAAUUUAUUAUUCUCAGUUGACGAAAGAAAGAUGAAAUGUGAAUUAUGUUUAACUUCGUGGUAUGGGAAUACUCCUAAAGUUCUUAAUUGUGAACAUACAUUUUGCAGUUCUUGUCUGGAAAGUAUCGUUCUAUUAUUCUUCGUCAGAUGUCCUACAUGUAAUAAAGUAACUGAUUUGGAAAUGGGAGGAGUUGAACAUUUACCCAAUCAUUUUAUUGAUAAUGAUUUCCCAUUGUACGAAGAAGAAGUAUGUAAUAUUCACAAUAGAACUCUAUUAUAUCCAAAGCUGGUUUGCGUUUCUUGUAAGAAGAUUCUGGCAUGUAUAGCUUGUAUUGAUCUUGAUCAUACGAAAGAAUCAUGUUCUAUAAGAUCUUACGAUAGCGCUUAUCAAUCUCAAAGGCAAUUCCGCAGAGAAUAUAUUUCAAAAUUGAACGAAGCUGAAGAAUCAUUUUUGGCUAAUAUCCUUCAAACUACAGUAGAUAUUGAGAGUAUGGAAAGAAGUUGGCAUUCCAAAUUAUCUAUAAAAUUAAGCAAUAUAAUUGAUACAAUCGACAAUUACGAGCAGAAUAUCUUAAAAGUGUUCAAGAGAUCGUUGAAGAAAGCUGAAUAUCCUUUGACCACCGAAGAUGUAGAGAAAGAAUUGAAAAUGUUGGAAGAUUUAAUGAUAGAUAUAUUUAAUCAGCCGAAACUAAUCAUUAAACUCGGUUUAGAAUUUAACGAGUCAAUUAACUCUGUUAAGGAAAUGAAUAAUUCACAACAGAUGUGUGAAAAUGAUGGAAAAAAUGUUCAAGUUCACGAUCUAUGUCAAUAA